Messenger RNA from Rhagoletis zephyria (snowberry fruit fly), 1413 nucleotides. NCBI's taxonomy places the organism in Eukaryota, Metazoa, Arthropoda, Insecta, Diptera, Tephritidae. The record is from RefSeq and is a predicted model, not a curated record.
AUGGAUUACUGGACUAUUGCCUUGCAAAUUGCUACUGUUUUGGCUCUUGGUUACUAUUACCUAAGCCGCAAGUACACUUACUGGAAGGACCGCGGCAUUACCGGCCCACCACCGACACUUGCUUUCGGCAAUCUCUGGGACCUGUUGAGGCACGGACAGGUCAAGAAGGAGUUGGAAUGGGUGAAAAAGUACGGAAAAACGUACGGCAUGUACCAGGGCUUUGUCCCAAGUCCCUCAUUUACCACAGGCAAACUAAAAGGCAUGCAUGGACUGAUGAAUCGAGCGGUUGAAAAAUUGGGCACCUACUUUGACAACCAGAUUGCAAAGUCAAACGGAGAAAUGAACAUCAAAGAAGUGAUCACUGGAUUUACUGUGGACGUCAUUGCGUCCACUUCAUUUGCCACCGACACAAACACCAACGGCGACCGAAGUGGCAGUAAUGUUUUUCUGGAAAACAGCAUUGGGUUGCUAGACUUUAAAGCGUGGAUUUUGCUCUCUUUUUUUGCCAUGCCAAAACGCUUUAACCGCCUAGUUGGCGCUGAACUUGGCUUUAACAUGAAACCUUUCCAGUUCUUUGUUGACCUUUCAAAAGCAAUUAUAAGGCAACGACAGACAGAAAAGGAUAACAAGAUCAAGCGAACUGAUCUAGUGCAACUCAUGUUAGACGCAUUUAUCUACGAAGAUGAACUCCAGGAGAAGAACUACGACAAACUGACAGCAACGGCCGACAAUGACGAACAUCUUGAAGUUGACAAAAAGUCCAAUACCGCUGAAGGCUCAAUUCGCAGGCAGCUUUCCGAAAAUGAAAUUGUAGCCCAGUGUAUUCUCUUUUUUGUUGCUGGCUUUGAAACUACCGCCACGACACUCUCCAACGCUCUGUACCAGCUGGCGAUUCACCCUGAGAAGCAGUCAAUUCUGGCUGAGGAGCUGCGGCAGGCGCUGGACGGCGUCGAGGUGGACUCCGCCGAGUACUUCGACAAGGUGAACAACCACAUUCCCUACCUGGAGGCGACCAUCAAGGAGACGCUGCGAAUGUGUCCGCCGGUGACGCGACUGCAGCGCCGGGUGGGCGUCGACGGCUACAAACUGGGCGGACAGCCGCUAGAGAAGGACACCCACGUCGACCUGGCCGUCUACGCGGUGCACCACUCCGCAGAGUACUACGAGGAUCCAGACACCUUCCAGCCGGAGCGCUUUCUGCCGGAGAACAAACACAAGCUGGUCCCCUACACCUACCUUCCAUUUGGCGCUGGUCCUCGAAACUGUAUUGGCAUGCGAUUCGCUUACCAGGAAAUUCGCCUCUGUCUGGCGAAGAUUGUCCGCGAUUUCGCUUUUGCAACGACGCCCAAGACAAAGGUGCCGCUGGAGUACAACAAGUUUGGUCUUCUCAGCUGCAAGGAUAUUCCGCUUAAA